UGGAAAACCUGGGUCCAGUCCAGUCGGCCACAGCAACGUGGAAAGUUAUAUGGUACGUAGAUUGGAGCCAGCUGACCGAGGAGGCGGGACAAUUUUUACGAGCGCAGAGGCAGGCCAGCUGGAAAUGCACAGUAACAUUAAGAAAGAAGGACGAAUGUACGGAGCAAAUAAAUCGGGCCACUGAGGAAGUUCUGCAAACAAGGGAAAAAGUGCAAGAAGCCUACAGAGCAGUAGUGGGCCAAGGAAUAAAUAGUCACACCACAGAUGUGCAAAUAAUUCAAGGGCAAUUAACAGACACAAACAAAUAUUUAACGGAACAUAUAACGAUCUCAACGUUUGGGGAUCACGAAGAAGAAAUACAGAAAAUGAAAAAAUUCGAAGAAGAAGCAGGGAAAAUAAAGGAAGAAGGAUUAACAAUAGUCGCAGACUGGAUAACAGGAAUGGAUAAAGUAUCAAACAUGUAUUUAUUGCAGGUGGCAAUUGCAUCAUUAGAAAGCUCUUUGCUAAAAUAUAGUGCAAAAGAAUAUUAUUUAAGAGCCGCAUUAUGUCAUUUAUGCGUUGAUGUCCUUAAUGCUCAGCAUGCAAUCGAACGCUACCAAGAACAAUGUCCCUCUUUUCAAGAUGCUAGAGAAUGUAAAUUCAUUAAGAUGUUGAUCGAACAGUUAGAAGAACAAAACCUAGAUAGUUUUACUGAAGCAGUGAAGGAGUUUGACACCGUAUCAAGAUUAGAUCAAUGGUUUACUACCAUGUUACUGCGUAUCAAAAAACAAAUCAAUGAUAAUCCUGAUUUACGCUAAUUUAUAUUUUAAGGAAAAAUCUUGAUAUUAAUAAUAACUAUAACUACCAUUACUACAUAUUUUAUUGUAAAAUGUAUAGUGUAUGUAGUGGUGAAAUAUGGUGUGCUAUAAUUGUCCUAUUUGAUUUAGAUAAUGGCAUAUGAAAUAAUCCUAUUAUCUACAUAUUUAUUACACUAUAAAUAGGUAUAUACUUACUGAUUCUCACAAUUACUAAAGUUCGACACCUAUUUAUUAUUAAAAAAAGUUAAAUUUACAGUGCAAAUUGUAAAUGUAUUGUAAACAAUUUAAAUCAUCCAGUAAAAAUCUUAUCGUUUUAUGUACUUAA
Copidosoma floridanum is the source of this 1122-nucleotide messenger RNA. RefSeq names its product Alpha-soluble NSF attachment protein (gene alphaSnap). Gene Ontology annotation, molecular function: syntaxin binding; soluble NSF attachment protein activity. Gene Ontology annotation, cellular component: vacuolar membrane; SNARE complex. Lineage: Eukaryota; Metazoa; Arthropoda; Insecta; Hymenoptera; Encyrtidae. The record is from RefSeq and is a predicted model, not a curated record. Gene Ontology annotation, biological process: intracellular protein transport; SNARE complex disassembly.